AGUAAUAAAAUGUCUGGGAUUGUAGACAUUAUAUUUGGACACUGCUCUUUUCUUUCUUUUAUAAUACAGUGUUUUUGGUGCAGUGAAGAAAAAUCUUGUGAAAAAUUUAGUUUUCCAUUCUUUGACUGUGGAUUAAGUUCUAUAUUUUGGUUAAACUGUAGAGUUGACAUGUUUGGAUUCCUGAUGAUUCUACUUAUCAUAAUAAUCCUUAUAACCAUCACGUGGUGUUGCUGUGCCACUCAUUAUCUGGUUCAACAGGAAGCUCAACUCUUUGUUCAUCGAUCACCAUACAGUUUUGGUCCAAGCAAUUAUGACACUGCUGAGUAGAAAACUUAAAAGUCCAGAGACUUCUUCAAUGGCCAUAGAUAGUAAUACUCCAGGGCUACCCCUGACUCUGCUUGGAGAUCAUUCCUAGUGCUUCUCAGACCAUGCAGUGCUGAGGAUCAAACCUGGGCUUCCUGCAUGCAAAACACAUAUCUAGAUGGUUAAACUAUCCUUCUGCCACA
Molecule: messenger RNA, 506 nt
Organism: Sorex araneus (European shrew)
Lineage: Eukaryota; Metazoa; Chordata; Mammalia; Eulipotyphla; Soricidae
Gene: PTTG1IP2
Product: PTTG1IP family member 2
Exons: 5
Coding region: 10-327 (105 amino acids)
Source: RefSeq, a predicted model, not a curated record